AUGAGUCAUCGGAACUUGGUCCCUCUCUUGGGUUAUUGCCGCCGAAAAGACGAGCUUCUUUUGGUGUACGACUACAUGCCCAACGGAAGCUUAGACAAGUACUUGUAUAAUGGUCCGGAGGUAACCCUCGACUGGAAACAGAGGUUUAAAGUCAUCAAAGGUGUGGCCUCUGCUCUAUUCUACCUCCACGAGGACUGGGAACAAGUGGUGAUUCACCGCGAUGUCAAAGCCAGCAACGUCUUGUUAGAUGCGGAGCUCAAUGGGAGACUCGGGGAUUUCGGUUUAGCUCGGUUGUGCGGUCACGGGUCGGACCCUCUAACCACGCAUGUCGCUGGAACAUGGGGAUACCUAGCCCCUGAUCACAUCAGGACAGGAAAGGCCACAACCGCAACCGAUGUUUUUGCGUUUGGGGUGCUCGUACUUGAAGUUGCGUGCGGCAGACGAAACAUUUUGGAUGCCAAGGAUCCGAAUCUAGGGGCAGAGUAUGAUCAAAGUGAGGUGGAAAUGGUUUUGAAGGUAGGUUUGUUGUGCUCUCAUUCCGACCCACAUGCUAGACCAACUAUGAGACAAGUGUUGAAUUACCUAAACGGAGACGCAAUGUUACCAGAUUUGUCACCGUUGGACUUACGUGGCAACGGGAUGAUGCUGGGAAUCCACCAGGGAGUUGGUGAGCUAGUUAUGUCUAAAGGUGGAUCUUCCAUGGUUGACUCUAUACUCUCUGUAGGAAGGUGA
Microthlaspi erraticum is the source of this 732-nucleotide messenger RNA. The record is from the annotation of a GenBank genome assembly. Lineage: Eukaryota; Viridiplantae; Streptophyta; Magnoliopsida; Brassicales; Brassicaceae.